Messenger RNA from Opisthorchis viverrini, 3040 nucleotides. RefSeq lists its product as hypothetical. The transcript is spliced from 7 exons. Bases 1286 to 3040 code for a protein of 584 amino acids. Lineage: Eukaryota; Metazoa; Platyhelminthes; Trematoda; Opisthorchiida; Opisthorchiidae. The record is from RefSeq and is a predicted model, not a curated record.
GAAGAUAUAACUGGUAAAGUCAAAAGAAAAGGCUGUCUAUAUCCACUGACUGGAGUCCACUACAGACACGCUGAAAUCUGGAUGUCAGCGAAGACGCCGUGUGGGAAGUGUCGUUGUGAGGACGGCACUAUCAAAUGUACCAGUGAACCGCACCACUGUCCAAUGCUAUGUCUUCCGGGACAAAAAAGUUCACCACCAGGACCAUGCUGUGAAACAACGUGUCGUGGAAAAGCUGUCGCUAACCUUUCCUUGAACUUCGCCAACUGUUUGCAACCAAAAACCGGUGUCAUACAUGCUCAUGGUGACCACAUUUGGCUUCCCGGUUCAUGUGUUGAUCAGCAAUGUCAUUGUGUUAAUGGGCGGUGGGACUGCUUGGACUACUGUGCACCGCUACCAGAAUUACCUUGUCAGAGAGAAAGCGUAAUCGUCUGGGACCCCUUCUGUUGUCCGCGUUGUGCAGGAACCGCAGACUGUACAGUGAGCAUGCACACUGACGUGGACAACACUUCAUCCCCUCGUGGACCAAUUACUCUAUCGACGGGCACUGUUACAACAUUCAAACCUGAGAUAUCGAAUCCGAGGAGCGAAACACGUUUGCAGCGGUUGUCACACAGCGGUUGGGACAGUCUGCUAGAAAAUCGGUCACGAACACUGAAGGAGGUUACCAUCUCGCCUGGAAGUGAAGUUGCCCUACAAGAAGGCUACUGCUUUUGUUUGAAUUCCACCAUCUUCUGUUCCCGGCAAGGUCGCAACAUCUGGCAUGACGAGGACUGUUAUUUUGCGGACGGAACAGAAGAAACGUACUACCCGCCGGAGGCUCAAUGGAUACCACAUGGAGAUCCGUGCACCGAAUGCCGCUGCCUACACAAUCGAACGUAUACAUGUGCGCCAAAAAAGUGUACAGAUCUCUUUCUGUGUCCCUCCGGGCAAAAGCCCAUUGCGGAGGCAGGUGAAUGUUGUCCUUCAACUUGCGGGUUUCGAACGAAAUCUGGAGAGGCGGAAACCGCGUUGACACAGCCACCACUCCAAAUAAAGGACCAUUUCAACACCAAGCCAACAUUUAUCGGACAACCGGCCCCGGAAAGCGUGCUGCAAACAAAAGCCUCGCCUGUUGAUAAACUGCAAAGGGUAAUGGAAGCUGCUGAAAUCAAGGCUCCACAUGUAGCAUCUACAGGCGGAUGUCCGGCUUUAGAUGGAGCUGACACACGACAAAUGGCACCGUUCCCACCGGGAUCCCGACUGAUGCUAACCAGACCGUGCCGGAGUCUUCUAUGUGUAUGCGCACAUGAUUACCGUUGGUUAUGCACCGAUCACUGCCAACCAUGCAUACGGACGUUCGACUCGAUUGAGAGAAUGGACCAAAUGCCGCAACCACCUCCGGGGAGAUGCUGCCCUCCGUAUGGAUGCUAGCUUCUAUAUUGGACGAACUGAGGGACGUCAGCAAUCAGUCACAAACGAGCAACUCAAACGUACUCUCAAGAUUUAUGUCUUGGUGGCCAGUUCGAUAAUGCUUUGUAUUUUAGGCUUUCCAAUGGCUCUGUUUAUCGCCUGGUUCAUAAUCAGUCGUCGACGCAGGCGGCGGCGGCGCCUUCGUCAGUAUGAAGCCAGACUUAAGAGGCGUAAACAACUUCACUCAGGGCUAAACCCAGCCAUAAUACCCCAACUGAAGUCCAAGAUACACAGGAACAAAACAGAGAGUAGGUAUGUGUUCCCGGACAGCAGUGCCUCCCCCCAAACAAGCUCCAGCCCCCCAAUGAGCCCAGUAGAUCUACAAGCUUCCAGAAUAUUGAGCUACAGCUGCAAGUCCACCCUACAGGAUACCGAAGACUCAAUGCAAACGAGCGAAGAAGACAUUGGAGCUAACAAAGCAGGCGAUGAUGAAAAAUGUGUGGUUACGGAAUCCACCAAGAAGGAGGAGUUCGACAUUCCGCCUAUUGGCACGCCGAGUAUGGGGACUAAAUCAGUCCCAUCUAGCCCUAUUUUAUUUACGGGUAAACCAAGAAGAGUGAAGUCGGCACUCAAAAGCACAAAAACGCUCGCUGACACGUGCUCAGGAGAAUCAAAGCGAGCCGUCGUGCCAAUCCAAAAUACACACUACCAGACGAUCGAUUGUGGACUGUUUGCGCCACCUUUGACAGUGAACAAUGCGAAAAUCGCAGAUUCAGACAAUAAAAGCACUGUGAGACGAACAGCAUCUAACAUUUUAACGAGGGUUCCUGUCGCGACUCACAGACAGGUCAAAUUGACUAGGGCCAGUACUUGGUUGACAGGAGCGCGAACCGCAUCACUACAAUUAAACUGCUUACCGCUUUUGCCUAGUAAACUACGUGACACACAACAGUUAACGGGCCAUUCCUUGGGAACAGAUGCCAGUUUAGACAAACGCCGGAAAAGUUCGUCGCUGGACGAAAGCGAUUCAGCCAUUGAACACAGUACUGCACAUGGGUGGAGUCCAAAAGCCCCAUCAGAAAUACGUACGGAACCAAUCAAGACAGAGCUACAGACAGAUACUCAACCAAACACAAUCAGAACAUUCGCAAACUGCAGCAAAAAUAUGUCAGAAGAACAGCAACCCGAUCAGCGGUUGGUCAAACAUCACUUUGCACAGGCACACCGUCCCACCAGCAUAGCCACUAGACCGGCAGUUCGAACCAGUGGUUUUGGGCGAGCACCAGCACAAAUUCAACAGGAAGAACCUGUAAGUCCCGAAACCGAUAACACCUCUAUCACAGACUCGCAAACCCCUGUAAUGGAAAAGCCCCUGAUCUCAGAAACUUCGCCUGUACAGUGUAUGAGUCCAGCUACUGAAACUGUGUAUAGAGCGCCAAGUCCAAUGGAUUUCCCACAGUUUGCCUCAUCCGAAGAACUGAUAGAUAUGGACGUCGUAAGCAGCAAACCGAAGCAACUAAUGGAAUCAUCCUCAACUUGGCCCCGUUCCAGAUAUUCAGAAACCGAGGAGACGUUCAAAACCAUAAAGUCCACCAUGCCAUCAACCAGUACUUUCACCACAGAUUUCAUAUCGCUGCACCCAGUUCCGUAG